Rhizoctonia solani is the source of this 459-nucleotide messenger RNA. Its product is annotated as Tyrosine kinase specific for activated. NCBI's taxonomy places the organism in Eukaryota, Fungi, Basidiomycota, Agaricomycetes, Cantharellales, Ceratobasidiaceae. The transcript is spliced from 2 exons. The record is from RefSeq and is a predicted model, not a curated record. The coding region runs from base 1 to 459 and encodes 152 amino acids.
AUGUCUUCCGUCUUCAGUUAUGCCUACACUGUUUCUUUUCCCAAGGACUCCAAAAUCUCCCCGGCUCAAGCAUUCGAGGCCCUCCGCUACAAAGCCCGGGCCCCGAUGGCUUUUGUUGCUAUUGCCUCUUGUGAAGUUCUCGAAGAGAAUCCUAAAUACAUCAAGCGCAAGGUAGCCAUGAAGAACGGCAUGGAGAUGACCGAAGAUAUAGACCUAUAUGCACCAUCAUUGGUCACCUUCAAGGGGGAUUCAGGCUCCUUCAUUACAAACCUAAUCUCUGAGAAUGCUGAUGGAGAGCGUUUCCUAACGUUCACAUUUUUCAUGCCUCUUCCAGGAAUUGAGCCUGGAAGCAAUGCCGAAGUUGAAAAGAAGAAGGAGUUGCGUGAACUCGUCAUUGCGGGCGUAACACAAACUCUGGAGGUUACAUUGAAGAUGUUUGAGGAAGGGAAACUUAACUAG